Molecule: messenger RNA, 738 nt
Organism: Eimeria maxima
Lineage: Eukaryota; Apicomplexa; Conoidasida; Eucoccidiorida; Eimeriidae
Product: SAG family member
Exons: 4
Coding region: 1-738 (245 amino acids)
Source: RefSeq, a predicted model, not a curated record
AUGGCAGCCCUGUGUCUGCUCACGGUCCUUAGUGCCGCCCUGGUCGUCGUAUCUAGAGAAAAUGUGGGCGUUUCUGCCACGAUAACAACAAAAUACAAGGUCACACUCGGAAACGAUGCUGUAUGCCUGCCCGAUAUCAACAAGGCUCGUCAGAAGGCCGGUCUCAAUGAUUUAGUACAAGCUAAACAGGGAGGCACAACAACAAGGCUGCCUCAAGCUGGAGAAGAAAUUACAUCAGACUACGACAACUGGGAACAAAGUAAGAAAACGGCAUCCGAUCCUACUGCCUUCAAGAGUGGCACAUACGCGUACCAGGUCGUCGAUCCCCACUCCGUAAACUGCGAUACUGUAGUAGAUAAAUGGAAAGACGCAUACACAAACUUCGACGGGGUGCCUCCAGCAUACAAGGACAAUAAAACGUUGUAUAGCAAUCCUAAUAACGUCUCUCUCGUGGCCAUGUACAACCCUUCAGAUAACGCUAGUGCUGACUGCAGAGUUGUCACCUGCACCAAGACGGUAACAGAUGACGCCACAGAGGACCCCACAAAAAUAACCGAAGGCUCUGCUUUGAUUUGCUUGACGGCGCCCGCUGCUCUUGACAAAACGAGAGCAACUGGCCCUUUCACAAAGGAUCAAUGGGGGCGAAUCGUCGAAGCUAUCGAAGGUUCCGCCCCGUCCGUCGUACCAAGUGUGCUCGGUCUUGUCACAGCCCUCCUUGGCGUCAUGGUAGCGGUGUGA